GAGGCGUCUACCUGUGGCGGGUGAACGAAUCCCCGCACCUCGGGCCGUAGGAGACUCGGGUUUCUGCUACUCCUGCCUUGCAGCCCUCGGUGGGGUACAGUCUCGGUCCUUAAGGCCACGCCCCAAGCCUCCUCAUUGGCCCUUGAAGGCACGUGGUCUGUUGGUCCCGCCUUCGGGUGGCCUGAGAGGCGGCACGGAAAGCCGCAUGGACAGCUUGGCCCCAGGCCGAUGGAGACGACGCAGGACCGAGGAGCUCUCGGCUGCAGGAGACGCGAAACGUGCAUGCAGAAGAUCAGAGGCUGGUGGGCUUGAGUACAAUAGCCACAUGGUAAGCACCUGUACCCUGCUGUCCUGGAGUACAGAGGACCAGGAGCCAUGGCCACGAGGCCAGCCUGCACCACAACCAGAGUGUAGCCAGGAGAGGCCGAGCUCAGUGGUUCUGCAGAACGGCGGAAGGAAUUCAACCCAGCCUUGCCUGAGAUGUAUUGCAGGGGAAUCUGGCCAUUUUAACCAUACCGGGAAUCAUUAGAAGAUGCAAGCGGGAAGAAGGAAGUUUCCAGUUGGGUUUGAAUCCCUGUGUGAUGGCCAGUCCAAAUCCCUUACAGCUGACCUGGGUGCCCACCUGUUCAUUGACAGCCAGGGCUCCCUGCAGGGCUUGUUUGCCUCUCAGCUAAUCCCACUUCCUCUGCAGAAGGCCAGAGACAUCCAGAGUGUGGUGGCUCAUUGCAGCCUCCUUUCUAGUGUGUUCUGCUGGAGAGGAAAUUAGCUAGAAGUCAACAAAUUCCAUAUCAAACUGCCUAGAGCUUUUGGAACCUUGUAACUCAUGUAAUCAUAAGGCACAGCUGGAGAUCUCCCUGCCUUUGGACUUUGGGGUUUUUUCUAGACAUAACCGGGGCUAUUCACAUGUUCUUUUUUAAUUAAAAGACUUAUUUUUAUAUUUAAAGUGCUCUAUAAUCUUGAAGUGAAUUUUACUAAAUGUUAAUGUUCAAUCAAGCUGUGUAAUUCUCCAACUGUUGUUAUGAGGGACAGAACCUCAUUGAUAUUAAAAUGGAAAUUUUGGGCA
Messenger RNA from Mesocricetus auratus (golden hamster), 1063 nucleotides. It is a transcript of the gene CUNH10orf143, whose product is annotated as chromosome unknown C10orf143 homolog. Lineage: Eukaryota; Metazoa; Chordata; Mammalia; Rodentia; Cricetidae. The transcript is spliced from 4 exons. The coding region runs from base 206 to 529 and encodes 107 amino acids. The record is from RefSeq and is a predicted model, not a curated record.